This is a messenger RNA of Puntigrus tetrazona (Sumatra barb), 2893 nucleotides long. Its product is annotated as beta-1,3-galactosyltransferase 2. Gene Ontology annotation, cellular component: membrane. Gene Ontology annotation, molecular function: N-acetyl-beta-D-glucosaminide beta-(1,3)-galactosyltransferase activity. Lineage: Eukaryota; Metazoa; Chordata; Actinopteri; Cypriniformes; Cyprinidae. The transcript is spliced from 2 exons. Bases 1223 to 2344 code for a protein of 373 amino acids. The record is from RefSeq and is a predicted model, not a curated record.
AAAAAAGAGGUUUUGAUUUUUCAAAAACCCAGAAAUAAUAUACUCCAAAAACAAAAUGCAUAAAAAACUACACAAAAAAUGGCAAAGCACCACUAAAUAUACACAUCCGUUAUAAAUUUUGAGAAUGCAUUAUAUAUAUUUGAGAUUAUUGAUUAUUGAAAUAUUGAUACUGUGUUUUAUAUCAAAGAAGCAUAUGAAGUAUAAGUGGGUUCCUAAUAAAACACUUAUGAAAAAUAGUUUUCUGAAGAGAAAUAGGACAAGUACUUGACCAAAAUACAUCCCAAUAUGAAAUAUACAGAUAAAUUAAGUCAUAAAGCAUAAGAAUAUUGCAUCUCACGUAGUUUCUUCCAACUCAGUGUCUCAAAACUCAAUAACGUUUACUAAAACAGUUUGAUAGUUGAAACUUGACGCACCUCAAUAGACAUUUUUUAUAAUUAUAUUUUUUAGCACUAAAGUUUUUAUAUAUAUAUUUAAAGAUGUUUUGUUUAAAUUAAACCUAAACUCACUUGCAUUAUUAAUGAGUGACCUGAAAUAUGAGUGAGGGAGAACUAAGGUUGUGUCAUCAGCAAACUGGAGUAAGAAUAUUUGAAGUCAUUUAUAUAGAUAAGAAACAGAAAUGAUCCAGUUAUAGACCCCUGAGGAACCCCACAGAGUAGACUUGCUUUGCUAGCAUAGCAACCCUUAAAACAAACUUUCCUCUAUUGCAAAUGUUUCAACCUUUAAGUGUAAAAUAAUGAAAAUCAUGUUUGUAGUUAAAAAUUCCAACCAGUAUUUCAUAUAAUGUUUGUACAGUCAUUACACUAGGAAGAGCAUUUUAUCAUUCACUUCACACAUGCCUCUGUUCUCUGAAGUGAUGAUAAAAGGUAUCAGAGCAGCAUAUUUUGUAUCAACCAGAGUUAACGUGUCAGAUCGAAACAAGAAUUACUGGCUUUGGUGAGGUAUAUAGUUUCAUUUAACUCACCCAGGUGCGCUAAGAGAAACAGGCAAAUUAAAAUGCGUCUAAAUCUGUUAACGGGUAUAGUAAUUUUGCACUCUUACAUUAGGUAACAGUUUAUCUCAAUUUAAAUAACAAUAAUUAACAAGUAAUUUGUGUAAAGUUCCUCAUAAUUGUAUUGAAUAAUGUUUAAGCCCCUCCCACAAUUCAUGAGACGAAACAACUCAACAAACAGCUUCAGCAAAACAAUAACAUGCGUCUUUCAGCGAUUCCUUUAGAAAAGCAUUCAUGGCGAUCAGAAGCAUAAGAAAGAGGUGCUGUUUGGCUCAGGAUAGAGAUUUAAUAUGUCACGUUAAAACAGGAUUAGUUCUGCUAGUCACAUUGAGUUUAUUGUUUCUCGUCUCUUGUAUCUACGUUCUCUCAUUUAACCCAGUCAGACAUCCUCGCACCUGGUUUAAACCUGUAAAUCAAACUCACUCCUAUAAUAUGGUGACUGAGGGCUUGUCUGCCAAGAAAUAUGUCUGGAAUUUUUUUAUUGCUCCUCCAAUCAUUCAAACAACAACAACUGCACUAAAGAAUCACAUUUCAGUGAAUCAUCAUGUGGCUCAUCCAAGCAACUAUCACUUCCUCAUAGAUGAACCUAAUAAAUGUAGUCAGUUGGAUCCGUUCCUGGUCUUUAUGGUCCCCGUGGCCCCCCAUCAGCUGGAGGCUCGUGACGCCAUCCGGAGCACAUGGGGGAACGAGAGCUCAGUGCAGGGAAAAGCAGUGCUGACUCUGUUCUUGGUGGGUUUGUCUGGAGGAGCUGAAGCUCAACAGCAGCUGGAGGAAGAGAGUCGACAACACAGAGAUCUACUGCAGAGCGACUUUGUGGACUCCUACUUCAACCUGACCAUAAAGACCAUGGUGAUCAUGGACUGGUUGGCCACUCGCUGCCCUCAAGCAACUUACGCUAUGAAGGUUGAUUCUGACACGUUCAUAAACCUGGAGAACCUGAUGAGCCUUUUAUUGUCACCCAACACCCCCAGAGAGAACUACAUCACAGGGUAUUUGAUGUGGGACCAAAAUGUCAUUAGAAACAACAAAUCAAAGUAUUACGUCUCAGUGGAGCUGUAUCCCGAACCGAAAUACCCCACUUAUGUUUUGGGAGCAGGAUAUGUGUUUUCCAACGAUCUUCCUCAAAAAAUAGUUGAGGCUUCCAAAGACAUGAAGCCCUUUAACAUAGAGGAUGCGUAUGUGGGCACUUGUCUGAAACGGUUGGGCAUUAAACCCUCACGUUCUCCAGAUCCUUCUAAGUUUCGAAUGUAUAUGAAGGAUUCUAAAACUCACGACCUUUCCAAGGUCAUUACGACAAUCGCAAGGUCACCGAAGCAGAUAAUAGAGUUUUGGCAAAGUGUAAAGAGUCUCAAAUGAACUGGUAAAACGGGAAUGAGCAAAAUGAAACACAAAUGUCCGUAUGCUUUCCAUAUUCAAAUUCACAAAGCAUUCUCUCUCAUUUUUGCCUCUUGUUUCAGGAUCACCAAGCCGAUGCUUUAGAGGAAUUAACCGUCUAUAUCAACAGCUAUCAAUAGUAUAUUCAUCAUUCAAAAAUAUGAACCGUAUAUAGGAGAUAAAAGCAGAUGUAGGAAACGUUAAUAAAACAGUGCUUGUUUACCAUUUUGAAUAUCAUUUUAAGCGGAUCAAACUGUUAUGUUUGCCUAUUGCAGUGUUUGGAUAAGAUCAGGUCUGUGCUGCCUUCAUGUACUUUCUCGUUUUAAUAACUCUUAAUUCUCAGGCACUGACUCGGUCGCAGAAUGAACAUCCAAUCAGUUCUCACCAGCGAACGGGGCAAACUGAUGGCCCUAAAAGUAGUCAGUCUGACAGUAUUUACAUUGUGCGCCAGAGAAACAACAUUUUUAAUGUCUGUUUUUGGCACUAACUGUGUAUAACUGUGUUGUUAAUGAAUAAAAAUCUGGAUCAUGG